ACGUCUCUUUCUAUCUCUAACACAAACACACACUUUUGAUACAUAUAACUCUUUCAGAAACAAACAUACAGAUUACAGAAGUUGAACAUCAUGGGAAGAUCACCUUGUUGUGAGAAGAAUGGUUUAAAGAAAGGUCCAUGGACUGCAGAAGAAGAUCAGAAACUUAUUGAUUAUAUUCAAAAGAAUGGUUAUGGAAACUGGAGAACUCUCCCCGCGAAUGCUGGGUUACAGAGGUGCGGAAAGAGUUGUAGGUUAAGAUGGACGAAUUAUCUUAGACCCGAUAUUAAAAGAGGAAGGUUCUCUUUUGAAGAAGAGGAGACAAUUAUUCAAAUGCAUAGUGUGUUGGGGAACAAGUGGUCGGCUAUUGCAGCUCGUUUACCAGGAAGAACUGAUAACGAAAUCAAAAAUUACUGGAACACUAAUAUUAGGAAAAAACUUCUUCGUAUGGGAAUUGAUCCAGUCACGCACAAACCUCGACUUGAUCUUCUAGAUGUGUCAUCUAUUUUGAGCUCGUCCUUUUAUAGCUCGCCUAGCACGAGCAUGUUCAGGGUUCAACCAGUGGUGAACCCUCACUUGUUGAGGAUAGCAGCUUCACUGCUAUCGACUCAAAACAAUCAAAACCUUAACUUGGUUCACCAAAAUGGUCAAGAAAACCAAUUUGGUUAUCCUCAUCAAGUUCAAGAUAACGGUCUAGUCCAACUUCAAAACCAAGUUCACCAAACCCUAAUUCAAGAAAUUCCUAGUUGUGCCCCAUUGCAUAACUCUCAUUAUGCUCCAUUUACUAGUGAUUCUGCCCAACUCAUGGAACCCAAUGUAGAUCAACUUCCUUCAAGUCUUUCUCGUUUUGACCAACAAAACGAUUGGAUAAACGAUCUUGACAACUUUGUAGCAAACGAAGGUUACCAACAACAGUUUAUCGAUCCUCAGUCGAAUUUGACUUCAAGCGCUUUUGACGUCCCCUCACAUUUACCUAAUCUAUCGACUCCUUCAUCAAGUCCGGUUUCACUAUACACAAACUCAAAUACGACUAGUUAUAUCAACGGAAGCAGCACAGAAGAUGAUAGAGAAAUAAGCAACUAUAGCAACUUGUUCAAAUAUGAAUAUCAAGAAAUCUUGGAUCCUUCUGUUUUUAUGUAAUUUUAUGAAUAUAUUGUUAUUUGGAUCUUAGUACAUGAUCAUAUAUAAUCUAGAAGUUCUUUUCUUUUUUAA
Molecule: messenger RNA, 1209 nt
Organism: Helianthus annuus (common sunflower)
Lineage: Eukaryota; Viridiplantae; Streptophyta; Magnoliopsida; Asterales; Asteraceae
Product: transcription factor MYB41
Exons: 3
Coding region: 91-1137 (348 amino acids)
Source: RefSeq, a predicted model, not a curated record